CACGACAACUCCGUCCAUUUGGUGAAAAAAACACACGCGCUUCCUUUUCAUUGGUGGAUAUUUCUUUGUCGAAACAAAAGAGUUUCACAUUUUGGCUGGCACUUUCUCUCAUAUAUAUGGUUGCUUCCUUCCACCAUUGCUUCUUCUGCAAGUAGCUUCCUCCAAUCUUGUAUUCAUUUGUUGCCAAAAAUCACACACACCCAUUUGAUAGCUAUAUGCCCAAUGCUUUACUUCCUGAUCUCUUGUGUAUCCUUCAUCCUCCUUUCCAAGUCUUUUACUAACAACCCACUUCCUCCAUGGGAAGGUGAGAUCACUGAGAUGAAACUUUUGUCAAUUUGGUUUUGGGGGGAGUUAUCAAGUUUUCUUGUGUCUUGGAUUAAGGAAAGCAGGGUUGCUAUUAGUUUUUUCCAAGUUUCUAGAUUCAUGCCAUUGAAGAAGAUGAGUCUUAGCUCCAAAGUAGAGAAUGUGGUAGAGGAGAAAGACGACACUUCUCUUUUGGAUUUGCCUGAGUUGGCUUUGGAAUGCAUUCUUGGCCGGCUUUCGCCUGCUGGGUUGUGGAGUAUGUCAGCAGUUUCUACUUCUUUGAGGGAUAGAUGCAGAAGUGAUCAUCUAUGGGAGAAACACAUAAAGCAGAAAUGGGGUAGAGUGAUUGGUGAUGCUGCUUACCGAGAAUGGCAGCAAUGGCAGGCUGCAGCCGCAAGAAAAGGUCCAACACUCUUGGAUCAAGCCAAGGAAAAAGGGUUUUUUGAUUCCCUUUCUGGGCUUUGCCCAUUUUCAUGGUUUAGACCGAAGUCAGAAAGAAUCAACAAGUCAAGGUGUUCUUUACCGGUUGAUUCGAUCAUGGCUUGGUAUCUCUCUCUUGAGGGUGGCAAGCUGUGGUUUCCAGCUCAGGUCUUUAAUCGUGAGAAUGGUCAUGUUGGGUUUAUGCUGUCAUGUUAUGAUGCCCAACUUAGCUAUGAUUUAAGGACCGACACCUUUCGGGCAAGAUACUCCCCCCACGGGCGGCGGACAACAGAGGAAACUAUACAAUGGGAUAGGAUAAGAGCACCCCCAGUUGAUACUCCUCCACAUGUUCUUCAUGUCUCUGAUUGUUUGAAUGACUUGAAGCCCGGAGAUCACAUUGAGAUCCAGUGGAGAAGAAAAAAAGAAUUCCCUUAUGGUUGGUGGUAUGGUGUGGUUGGCCAUUUGGAACCAUGUGAUGGGAAUGAGAAUCACUGCCACUGUCAUCACAGUGACGCGGUGAUAUUGGAGUUCAACCAGUAUAAUCUUGGCUCCCGAUGGAGACGGAUGGUCAUAGACAGGAAGGAUCACCAGGAGGAAGGCAAUGAAGUAGAUGGCUUUUAUGGCGGAAUUAGGAAGCUUUACAACAAGGAGGAGAUUGCAAAGUGGAUGCACCUUUGGCCAACUCAAAUCUUGGAAUAGCAUUCCUCAUGACUGCUUUUGUAAAUUAUUAUACAAUUAUCAUAUAACUAGGAUAACAUGGCAAUGGAAAUCAGCCUUUAGAUCAAUAAGGACGUGUAAAAAAAUAAAAUCAAAGGCUAAUUUUCACUACCACGUCAUUCUAGUUGUAUGGUAGUUGUACAAUAGUCUACUAAACAACAUUUUUCUUUGUAAAUAGGCCCCCUCUAUAGCUGUGAAUAAGGAGAGCUAAUAUUCAUAGGAAUCAUUCCAAGAGAAUGAAGAUUAGGUUGAUUAUUUUUGGUUUUGGCACAUAGAGGCCUUGGGAUGCAAAUAUAAUGUACUAUGUAUAAUGAUAUGAAUUUUGUAAUGAAAAAUAUUACUCAAUAACUCCCUGACUAGCUUUGCUUUC
This is a messenger RNA of Corylus avellana, 1810 nucleotides long. Its product is annotated as F-box protein At2g32560. Lineage: Eukaryota; Viridiplantae; Streptophyta; Magnoliopsida; Fagales; Betulaceae. Gene Ontology annotation, molecular function: protein binding. The record is from RefSeq and is a predicted model, not a curated record.